Rhincodon typus (whale shark) is the source of this 435-nucleotide messenger RNA. It is a transcript of the gene zmat2, whose product is annotated as zinc finger, matrin-type 2. The coding region runs from base 118 to 435 and encodes 105 amino acids. The record is from RefSeq and is a predicted model, not a curated record. NCBI's taxonomy places the organism in Eukaryota, Metazoa, Chordata, Chondrichthyes, Orectolobiformes, Rhincodontidae. The transcript has 4 exons. Gene Ontology annotation, biological process: mRNA splicing, via spliceosome. Gene Ontology annotation, cellular component: spliceosomal complex; U4/U6 x U5 tri-snRNP complex.
CUUGUUCUGUCUGAGCUGUCAUUGGCGUGAGUGGUCGGUUGGAGUGGGGGUAGUUCGGUUUACGGCCGUGGGGCCGGCUCCGCGCGACAGUUUUGCGGCAGAAGGAGUGGAGUCGGGAUGGCGUCGGGGAGCGGGACAAAAAACAUGGACUUCCGCAAGAAGUGGGACAAAGAUGAAUAUGAGAAAUUGGCACAGAAACGGUUGCAAGAAGAAAGAGAGAAGCGAGAUGCAAAGCCUCCAGUACCAAUCAAGCGUGAACUUUUACGUCACAGAGAUUAUAAAGUGGAUUUGGAAUCCAAAUUAGGAAAAACCAUAGUCAUCACAAAGACGACACCCCAGUCUGAAAUGGGAGGAUAUUACUGCAAUGUUUGUGACUGUGUAGUGAAGGAUUCCAUCAACUUCUUGGAUCACAUCAAUGGCAAAAAACGUAAGUGA